Molecule: messenger RNA, 5997 nt
Organism: Drosophila busckii
Lineage: Eukaryota; Metazoa; Arthropoda; Insecta; Diptera; Drosophilidae
Product: rho guanine nucleotide exchange factor 17
Exons: 15
Coding region: 166-5496 (1776 amino acids)
Biological process (GO): actin cytoskeleton organization
Molecular function (GO): guanyl-nucleotide exchange factor activity; protein binding
Source: RefSeq, a predicted model, not a curated record
AAUCUGCACAAACAUUUGGUUAAGGGAUGACAACGAAUCGUAAAAGCAUCAACAAUUUUAUAGUGCGCUAUAAUUUCUUUAUAAACAAUUAACGGUAAUGCGUAGUCUCAAAAUUGAACUCGAUAAAGUUCAAAUUGAAACGGAAGUAGCUAAACUGCAGGCAUAAUGGACAAACGACGUAAUACCUUGGAUCGUUUUCAGCGUCUGACAUUUGGUCGCAAGUCCACGCCGCCAGCAGCUGCAGCUACAGAAACUGCUGCCAAGAGCAGCGGCGGCGCGGAGAAGCAGCGCAAGUCAUCGGAGCGUUCGGAGCGCCUCAAAGAGCUGACAGAGCUGCUGCGGGGUGGGGGUGGUGCUGGACGUACAUCAUCAACGCCCACGCCGCCGCCGGUGCCGCCGCCACGUAAGCCGCGUAUCUCAAAUAACAAUUCCGUGGCAAGCAGCAUUGAUUUACCGGAUGCUUGCGAGCAACAUAGGUCAACAGCAGAUGACUUGGCUACAGCAAUGGCGCACAGCAAACAGAACAACAACAACAACAACAACAGCAGCAGCAGCAACAACAAUAAUAUUGGUGCGGCCGCACGUCUCUUUCAAUCGAUUAGACCCAACGCCAGUCUCUCCAAUCUGGAAGCUUUCAUGCUGGGCAAUCGCGAGAAGUCCAAAUCACCGCCACCCCCAACAGCAGCAGCAGCGGCAGCAGUUGAGGCCAGUUGCGAUUGGGCCAGCCAACCGACUAGACCGGAGUCUCAGCGUGUGGGCAUCGUGGGUGCAACAACGCCGAAAGGCAUUUUACCAUUUCGUUCGGUUUCGUUCUCUCAAAUCGACUGUAAAUCAACUUUAAGUGCUUUGCGCGAUCGACUGCGGCGGGACAAGGCCACGGAGGCGCACUCGCCGUCCAAUUUGAAUACAAGCUCUUCCAUUGAUUCGGCGCACUCGCUGCCCGGAGAACGCGCACGCACGCCGGAGCCCAACUGGGUUUACAUACCGCUAAAGCGCACCGAGCUCUGCAUCAAUCUGAACUAUGGCCAAGAGAAGUCGCUGGAGCAUGUGCUAGAGGACGUGCCCGACGCCAUACCCGAGGAGGAUAUUUUCAAUACAGACAGCAGCAGCAUUGCGGGCGUGCUGCCUGCCACAGCGAGCAGCGUCAUAGCAGCGCAUGCAAAGAUGGAGUCGCUAUCGGACACGGUGCAGUCGGAGAGUGAGACUAAUGCAGAGGAGACGCCCACAGCGCUGCUCAAAGCGUGUCAUCCACCGGUAAUACUGGAGCCGUUUAGUGCCAGCAACACAGGCAGCUCCAGCACAGACUCCAAUGCGCCCAACAUAGCCACGCUGCUGGAGGAGCAGCAGCCGCUGGAGUGCCUGACAGACAACAUACUGCAAACCGCCACCACUUGUCUUAUACCCGUGCCUGUUUACGAGUGCGCAGCUCAGGAGUGGCUGGAAACACCUGCACAGGAAUGGGUGGAGGUUACUCCAGAAUUCGACAUGGUGCCGCAGACUAUGCAGCCGAACAUUUCACGCGCCGCCUGCAAAGUUACACAACCGGAAACGCUCACCACGCUGCGCAGCGAUCUGCUGCCCACCAUUUCGGUCAGCCGCAGCUCCGAGGAGGCCGACGAGCGUGUGCUGCUGCAGAGCCAAGAGUCUGUGGAGUCUGCCGAGCUGCGCGGCAGUCCAGAUGAGCUGGAGUGCAAAGAUACAAUUGCCACGCCACGUCAUAGCACAUCGGAGCGGCAGAAGCGUCAUCUGGACAAGUGCACCAAGCGCAAGGGCAUGUACAUAGACAACUCGGACUGGCAUCAGCCACAUCGUCAGCUAUCGCUGGACAUAAACAUAGCCAAUUUGGAUACGCAAAAUAAUAAUGAGCCAGUGCUGUUUGAGCUGAAUACGCCAGAGCUGGAGCGGGAUUCGCCUGCCUGGCGCAGCUCGCAGGACAAGUCGCAGCUGCUGAGCAGCUUUAGCUGUCAGAGCAGCGAGGAGAAAGAUGAUACACCUAUUAGAAACAUAAUGGAAUCGCUGUCCGACACUGAGGAGCGCAUUAGCUGGAGUCCCACACCCAGUGGCGAUGCAGAGCACAAACGCUACUCAAAGCGUCCAGUGCGUGGACCCUAUGGCCAAAUGCUGGAAGCUGAAAUGAAGAAACCCAAUCGCCUGCACUUUGAGGAAAUUUUAGAAGAUUUACGCGAGUCCGAUGUUUUGCACACACGUCGCAUUGCCGAUGACUCAUUGCUGUCCAGCAGCAGCAGCAACUCCAUACGCCCCAAUAUGCCGCAGUACUCCAGCUCCAUGCGCGUACGCAAAUCCAACGCGUAUUUGCCAGUGCCAACGCACACACGCGCCGCUUCGACGCCCUCGCAAAUUGAGAGCUCCAGCUUAGCGGCUGCCAAAGAUCACGGCACGGCUGUUGGCGCGGGCAAGCAGCCGCAGCAUCAAAUGAAGCGUGCUGGCUCGGAGGCAACGGCGCUCAAAGCGCUUGCCAAGAAGCAGCCACAUCAUCAUCAUCAUCAUCACCACAAGCGCAGUCUUGAUGCGGGCAACAACAACAACAAUAACAAUAAUAAUAACAACAAUAGCAAGUCAAGGGUUCCCAAUGGCGUUACAGUGCCACCCACAGCUGCUUUGUUGGCCGAACUGCUGAAGGGGUCGAGUGAGAAUAUGUUGGCUGAGCAGCGCCAGAAAAAUGUUGCGGAUACGCGCACUUAUGUAGUGCAGGAAAUCUAUCGCAUGGAGCAGUCCUAUGUGGAGUCGCUGCAAACUGUUGUGCUCAAAUAUUUAAAAGUGUUAAAGUCUCCGGAGCAUGCCAGCAUGAUUGUGGACACACGCACAGUGGAUGAAAUAUUCUUUAUGGUGCCGGACAUACUGCAAAUCCAUGAGAAGUUUCUAGCCGAGCUCAAGCAUCGUUUGGACGAAUGGGAUGUGCAGCAAAAAGUGGGCGAUGCGUUUAUUGAAACGUUCUCCAAGCUGGAAGUGCUGGAGGUAUACACAUCGUUUGUGAACAACUGUAAUCGUGCCAAGAACGCUAUACGCUCCAUGAAGCAUCAGCGACCCUCGUUUGCCAAAUUUUUAGAGUCCACAGCGCGUGAGCACAAAGGCAAACUGACGCUGGACAAUUUGCUCAUCAAGCCAGUGCAAAAGUUUCCCAACUACGAGUUGUUGUUUCAACGCCUUAUCAAGCACACAGAUCACGAUCAUCCGGAUCAGAAGCAUUUGCAGGAUGUGCUGAAGCUGGUGCAUGACAUUUUGGUGCAUAUCAAUUGCAAGGAGCGUGAAAUAAUGGAGAAUGGACAGCGCGAGGCAACGCUGCGUGAGCUCGAAGGCGUCAUUGAGGGCAUGACGGAUCUAAUAGCGCCCGAGCGUCAGUUCUUGCUGUUUGAUUUGGUGUCCAUGCCUUCGGGGCAGGGCGCACGCAAGGAUCGCGGUUUCUUUUUAUUCAAUGAUCUGCUUGUGCUCACCAGCAUCAAAAAACGCAGCGGCACCAUACGCAAGCCCAAUAGCUCCAUAUGUCCCGUGUCUGUGGCCAGCACAUUGGACACCAACAAAUACAAGUUCCUCACCAAGAUAUCGCUGGACUGUUUGGAAAUUGUUAAAUCUAAAGAUGAAAAUGUGAAGCGCAUUGUUAGCGAAAUAGAAAGUCUCUUGGAGGAUUGCGGCAAGCUGCAGCAGAUUAGCGACAUAACAGCAACACUUAAGUACCCGCAUCAGUAUCUGGAAGAUGUAAUACGUGAGCUGCAUCGCGAUAUACAACGCCAGCUGGCCGAUCGUCAAACAAAUGAUGCACAGCUCAACGUUUUGGAGUUGACAGUGAGCUCACCCAAUGGCAGUCAAAAGUUAACUGUGGUCUUCAACAAAACAGAGAAGCGCGCCAUGUGGGAAGAAACCUUCAAUGAAGCCAAACAAAAAUUAGCCGCGACACUCGAGCGCCAUCCCAUUCCAGAAUUCCUUACAUCCAUACCCAUACGCAAGACGCGCGCGGGUCUGCAGUUCACCUGCGCCUCGGCCACGCUGAGCGACAAGCGCGAUGUGUGGGUCUGCAACAGCGACGGCUAUGUGGGCCAGGUGUGCAUCAUGUCGCUGCAUCCGGAGCCGAAUGUCACCAGCUGCAAUGGCGUCUGCAAUGCGCGCAUACUCUGCGUUGCCUCUGUGCCCGCUUAUAGCGCUGCGCAGUCCUGCGCUGGCAAGCAGGAUGAGCAGACGCCACCGCAGCAUAGCUACACGCAACAGCUGCGUGAUUAUCGCAAGAGCAUCUCGCCCAGCAAUCAGCUGCCAGCCAUGCUCAAGCCCAUGGCUACAGCUACGCCGGAGAAGAAGAAAACGCUGACGCCCGUGGGCAGCAACAAUAGUGAUACUCAGCUAGAUUUAAAUUUAAGCUCCAGCGAUGAUGAAACAGAUGCGGCCACAUCUGCUGCUGCAGCUGCAGCUGCUGCUGCUGCCGAACAACGCAUGCCUAGUCCCUCGCCCUCCAAUCAUCCCACAUAUCAUAGUCAACAAGACUCCAAUCCUGAAGAAAGUGAAUGCAAUCAGUCAACCAUGUGGAUUGGCACUGAGGAUGGCUGCAUCCAUGUCUACAACAGCACUGAUAAUAUUCGUAUUAAAAAGAAUCGUAUUAAAAUUGAACAUCAUUCGGCUGUAUUUUCUAUAUUAUAUCUGGACAAUCGUGUAUUUGUAUCUUUAGCAAAUGGUGAUAUUUAUGUUUAUCUCAGAGAUGGUGCUACAUCUUGGAACACUUGCUCAUCGCAUUGUAUAUCAAUUGGCACAGUUACUAGCCCAGUAAACAAAUUGCUGAAUGUCAAUGGCAAGCUCUGGUGCUCCAUACAGGGUAUAAUCAAAGUAUUGGAUACAGAAACCUUUUCGGUGAUUAAUCAAAUACAAAUAUCCUCAGACUCAAAGCCAAUUACAAACAUGACGGUAGCCAACAAUUAUGUAUGGAUAUCCAUACAAAACUCAGCGCAUAUUAAAUGUUUCCAUUGCAAUACCCACCAAUUGAUUACCGAAGUGAAUCUUGCACCCGCCGUUAACAAAAUGCUCUCGAACUGCGAUGAAAUCAUUCGUCAGCAUAAGGCCGCCUGUCUGCGCGUCACCUCGCUGCUCUGCUGCAAGGAUCUGAUUUGGAUUGGCACCAGCGCUGGUGUGCUGCUCACCAUACCAGCGCUGGGCUAUGAGAAGGGUGCACCCAAUAUUGUGCCCACGGGCAUUCCUCAUGGCCACACUGGUCACGUGCGUUUUCUCACCUUUGUGGAGACGCCCACGCAGGCGCUGGAAGGUGGCGCUCAACCUGCUGCUGCUGCUACAGCACGUGAAUCCAGCAGCGGCAACAGCGAUGAGUACUCCAAGCAAGGUUCGCUGAAGGGCUCGAAAUCCAAAACGGAAACCAACAAUAUACUCAUCAUAUCGGGCGGCGAUGGCUAUGAGGACUUUCGCAAUUCUGGUGCCAAUUCGCUUAGUGAGAUUGCCGGACGCGAGGACAGCACCAACCAUUUAUUGAUUUGGCAAAUUUGAAGCAGAAGACGUAAAAAUCGCUGGCGCUUACUACUUUCGAGAUGGAAAAACAACAAUUAAAUUCCAUAGCUCAAUAUAGAAAGUUGACUGCUGCGAUUUUUAUGCAACACACACACACAAAUAUAUUUAUACACAUAGACUUUACUAUUAAUUUAUAAACAUGUCAGAACGAUUUAACAAUUUCUUAUGCUACAAAUUAAUUGGCAAACUACAAUCAAAGUUUAAUUGCCGACUGGUUCGGUUCGGUUUGGUAGCAAACGUAUUCGGUUUAUUUUAGUAAAUUAUCCAUAACUAUGUAUUGUUUAAUAUUAGCUGAUCGAUCAGCAAUGAACUACUAGUGCCAAAAAAGAGAAAUAUAUAACUUAUUGCGCCAAACAUUCUGAAUGUUAUAUUCUAAUGUAUGUUAUCGAAAAUCCUAGCUAGGCCAUAUGUGGAGCUAUAUUCCAAAACACACACACACCCAUCAAACAAACAAACAUUAUUACAAAUUAUUAGUAUAAU